UUAAUGUUUCGUUUAUUAUCUCGGCUAACAAGCCAGUGUUUAUUUCUGCGUAUCCGUAACAUAUUUUAGGAGCAGUUUCCUCAUGUGCAGUGCCGCAUGCUUUUAUCAUUGCAACGGAACGUUUCCUAGACCCAAUGAGGGUAAAAGAUCCACAUUUGAGAUUACCUGGCUCAGAAAUGCCAAAAAGGAGAAAAAAAGCAAAGAAUCCUCAGGAUGAGGACUCCUCUGAUGAUGUCCCUGGUUUAACAUGUUACCAUGUGAGUCAAGCAGUUGAUGUAAACCAAGUGAAGAAAACAGUCAGUCAGGCUAUGUGGUCUGUUUGCCAAGAGUGCCUCAAGGAAAGAAGAUCCUUUGAUGGUGAUUCAGUAACACCUGAUGUCUGGCUUUGCCUGAAGUGUGGUUACCAGGGCUGCAGUCAAAACUCAGAAGGACAGCACUCUAUGAAACACUUCCAGGCAGCCCGAACAGAACAUCACUGUAUUAUGGUAAACAUUAGCACAUGGACUGUGUGGUGCUAUGAGUGUGAUGAAGUACUGUUGACACACUGCAAUAAAAAGGCUCUGAGUCAAAUACUUGACUUCCUUCAGAAAUAUGCAGCCAGAGCAGGAGCAGCUGCAGCAUCUAAAGUUAUAAAAGUGCGAGAAGAAUGUGCAGAUGGUUGUGAUUUGCAUAAAGGGAAACACUCCUUCGGUAAUGUCUCUUCAGUUCCAGUCAAGGGUCUCAGUAACCUUGGAAAUACCUGCUUUUUCAAUGCUGUUAUGCAGAAUUUGGCUCAGACACACAUUUUGAAUGAAUUAGUGCAUGAGAUUAAAGAGAAAGAACCAAAACUGAAGAUCUCUGCACCUAUAGAAACCAAUUUGGAUCCUUUGGUUGUGACUCUUCCACGUCCUGGGCCAUUGACAUCAGCCAUGUUUUUGUUACUUCACAGUAUGAAAGAAACUGGAAAGGGGCCUGUUUCUCCCAAAAUACUGUUUACACAGCUGUGUCAGAAGGCACCAAAAUUUAAAGGGUUCCAGCAGCAAGACAGCCAGGAACUUCUGCACUAUUUGUUGGAUGCUAUAAGAGUCGAAGAGACAAAGCGUAUACAAACCGGUAUCCUGAAGUCUUUCAACAAUCCAACUACUAAAAAUGCAGAUGAAGAAACUAGACGGAAGGUAAAAGCAUAUGGGAAAGAAGGUGUGAAGACAAACUUUGUGGAUAGGAUAUUCGUUGGGGAAAUAACUAGCACUGUCAUGUGUGAAGAAUGCGGACAUAUUUCUUCAGUGAAGGAGCCAUUCAUUGAUUUGUCUCUUCCUAUCAUUGAAGAAAGGGUGUCUAAGCCUAUAUGUACAGGAAGAACAAGUAAGCAAAAAAAUUUUCAGGAUGCAGAAAAUGGACAUGGUACUCCCCAGUUGAACAAGCAGGAUGGGCUUUCUGCUCUCCAUAUUUCACAGAGUCUGAUAUGUACAAAUAAUUCAUUUGCUAAAGACAAGAAUCGGCUCACUCAUGAAAGAAGGGACUUGAGAAAAUUGUCUUCAGGGGAUGAAGAAUGGAAUAAUGCUGUUGUACCAACACCCGAACAGUCUGAGGACAGGAAUGAUUCUGCUGUUUUGCACAUGUCAGACUUUAGUAGUGCCACUCAGUCUGCAGUAAACCCAAGUCAUUCAGAAGGCAGUGAAAAAGAUGCUGGUCAGUCAGAAAGCAGUAAUGAUGCAGACAGUGAAGCCUCAGAGUGUGAGAGCUCUGUAAAACAAGCCAUUGUAGCUACAGAAGCUGUUACUUCGAAGAUAAAUAUAGUUACCUCUACUCACUCAGCAUCUGUUAGUGAAACAAAGCACAGUAUCCUGAAUGGGAGCUCUGUUGACCUUUCCAGUGCAAUGUCUAGACUGAGCCUUGACAUCAGUAACAAUCCUGACUCUGCCAUAGUGGAACAGAAACUUUGUUUUAAAAAUAAUACCCAUGAUAAUGUCAUAGAGAAACCAGUGGUUACGCAGAAUCCUCAAACGGCUUUUCAGACAUUAUCCCACAGUUACACAACUAGUUCAAAAGAAUGUUCUGUCCAGUCUUGUUUGUACCAGUUUACAUCUUUGGAGCUCCUUAUGGGAAAUAACAAAUUAUUAUGUGAGCACUGCACAGAAAGAAGACAGAAACAUCAGCGGAAGACAAACUCCUUGGAAAGGAAAACCGAGUAUGUGUAUACCAAUGCCCGGAAGCAGCUACUUAUCUCUUCUGUUCCGCCUGUCCUUGUUCUUCAUCUUAAAAGGUUUCAUCAGGCAGGCUUAAGCCUUCGUAAAGUUAACAAGCAUGUGGAUUUCCCAUUAAUAUUAGAUCUAGCACCAUUCUGCUCUCUGUCCUGCAAGAAUGUGACAGAGGGAGGCAGUGUCUUAUACAGUCUUUAUGGAGUUGUUGAACACAGUGGUUCCAUGAAGGGAGGUCAUUAUACAGCUUACAUAAAAGUCAGAACACCUGGCAGAAAAGCAGAAAACUCAGCCAACAAGAAUGUUCAAGGUGUGAAGGAAUCAGCUGUAGCUUCAGCGGGUCAGUGGGUUUACGUCAGUGAUACCCAUGUACAGUUUGUCCCUGAAUCAAGAAUACUUGGCUCCCAGGCCUACCUACUCUUUUAUGAAAGAAUCUUCUAAUCAGAUCAAAGAUGCUUCAGCUUUACAGUUAUGGCUUUCAGGCUUAAUUUUAAAACUGAUGUUGAAAUAAUUAUCAUAUCUACAAUUAUGUGCUCUUUUCUGGAAUUUUGCAGCCUGAUUAUUGUAUACAUUUUUGACAAAAUAUUAUAACAAUUGCAUUGUAAAUUUUCUGUAGGACACAUGCUGGUAUGAUUUUUAUUGUAUGGAGAAACAGAUACAGCAAGAGUUAUGGUGCACUUUUGAGAUAUGUGUGGGUGUGAUACACACAUUUACACACACACACGAGAGAGACCUCCUUAAAAAUACUAUGUAAACAUAGUACUAAUUUGGGACAAGUUGACAUAUGUUUUGCCAAAUAUAUAUAUUAAAUGUCAAGCAUUGUUUCACAUUUCAGAUUACACAGCAAAUAAAGCAAAAAUGCACAUUUAUAGAAACAAUGCAGAUAACUUAAAGAAAAAUAUUUUGGUAAUACUAUAAUAGUUUAUUUAAAUAACUGUAAAAUUAAUCUGAAUUAUAAAUAUAUGCAGGGUGUAUUUGUAUUGUACUACACAGUAUUUUUAUGGUAUUUUGGGAAUCCAUUAUUGUAUUCGAUGUAAGCUGUAAGCCCCAUACUGGUUUCAGUGGGCAUAUUGGAAUUCCUAGUAAAGUCAUGGCCUUGGUUUACAA
Protopterus annectens (West African lungfish) is the source of this 3284-nucleotide messenger RNA. It is a transcript of the gene USP45, whose product is annotated as ubiquitin specific peptidase 45. Bases 135 to 2618 code for a protein of 827 amino acids. NCBI's taxonomy places the organism in Eukaryota, Metazoa, Chordata, Ceratodontiformes, Protopteridae. The record is from RefSeq and is a predicted model, not a curated record. Gene Ontology annotation, biological process: protein deubiquitination. Gene Ontology annotation, molecular function: cysteine-type deubiquitinase activity; zinc ion binding; cysteine-type endopeptidase activity. The transcript is spliced from 18 exons. Gene Ontology annotation, cellular component: nucleus; cytosol.